CAAACUCGUCAUCAAAAUAUUGAGCGUCGGACAUUCCCUUGAAAAAGGUCGUUGGUCGCGGAAUUGUAGUAGCUUAGUCAUGUCUUCUAUCGGUAGUGGGUAUGACCUUACUGCAUCGCAGUUCUCACGAGGCGGAAAUGUUUUUCAGAUAGAGUAUGCCUGUAAGGCUGUCGAAAAUAGCGGGCAAGAAAUAACGUCAUUAUUUUACCCAUGUUUUUAGUACAGCCAUCGCUAUCCAAGGUAAAGACUGUGUAGUUUUUGCUGUGGAGAAUAUUGUCACAUCAAAACUUUACGAGCCUGGUUGUGUUAAACGGAUUUAUAAUAUUGAUGACCAUAUCGGGAUGGUGGUGAUGGGAUUUCAAACUGACGCCAAGGCAAUCGUUGAGGCAGCCAGAGAAGAAUGCUCAAAUUAUCGUAAUAGCUUUGGAAGCCGUAUACCUCUCUAUUCUCUGACGGAACGACUGGCUAUGUACAUGCACGCUCACACACUUUAUAGUGCGGUCAGACCGUUCGGUGUAUCAGUUUUGCUUGGUUCCUACGAAAACGAUGGUCCUCAUUUGUUCGUGAUAGAGCCUUCCGGGUUGUCUUUUGCUUAUUUUGGCUGUGCCAUCGGAAAAGCCAAACAAAAUGCAACAACUGAAAUAGAGAAACUGAAGAUGAAUGAUUUGUCUCCUGAAGAAUUAAUCAAGGAAGCGGCCAAAAUAAUUUAUACCGUUCACGAUGAAAUUAAGGACAAAAAUUUUGAAUUGGAUCUUAGUUGGGUUGGUGCAAAUACAAAGGGUAUACAUCAACCUGUUCCCCGCAAACUCUUUGAUGAAGCAGAGACAUUCGCCAAACAGGCUUUAGAAGAAGCUGAUGAUUUAGAUGACGAAGUGGAAUAAACUAUGUACAUUUAUUAUUUUCUAAAUAUAAGUUUUUUGAACCACAUAUCUUC
Molecule: messenger RNA, 934 nt
Organism: Schistosoma guineensis
Lineage: Eukaryota; Metazoa; Platyhelminthes; Trematoda; Strigeidida; Schistosomatidae
Source: the annotation of a GenBank genome assembly